Messenger RNA from Aegilops tauschii subsp. strangulata, 696 nucleotides. The record is from RefSeq and is a predicted model, not a curated record. NCBI's taxonomy places the organism in Eukaryota, Viridiplantae, Streptophyta, Magnoliopsida, Poales, Poaceae.
AUGACCCCGUCACCUAGCGCUCGCCGCCGCUCGGAGCCUCCCUCGCUGGACCGCUUCUACCUCGACUCCUCCGCCUCCCCGUUCUGGAGCUGGGCGCCCAUGCCGCCGCCCGACGCCGCCGGACACCUCCGCCACCCAAGGACCGCUCCGCCGCCUCGACCACGCCUCCUCGCCGGACUACGUCCCCGGCGUCGCGUCGUCCUCGUCCCCUACCUCAAGCCCCGCUGCCAUUGCCCUACACUACCCGGUGAGGGCCACGCCCUCUUCUCUCUCCCACGUCCCCUACGCUCCCUCGGUGAGGCCCCCGGCCUCCUCUUCUCUCCCCGUCACCGUCGACCGUCCCGUUGCACCGUCUGCAUCGCCGAACGCCACCACGACCACCGCACCGCACCGCCUCCCCCCUCCUCGCGCUCGCUCGCGCCUCUCGCGCACCCAUGGUCGUGCGCGCUCGCACCGACCGCAGCCGUUGCGGCUCCCCUGCCGCCCUGCCACUGCGCCCGCCUCCGCCCGCAACUCCCAGCGCCUCCCCUGCCGUUGCUCCAUGCCGGCGCGCCGUCCUGGCCCCCUGCUCCCUGCGACCGCCCUACCGUGGUCGCUGGCGUCCCGCAGCGCCCAAAUCGGGUGCGCCCCGUGGGCCAGUGCCCGUUCGGGCUGUGCCCGAUAGCCCAGCACCCGAUUGGCCCCCUGGCCCAAUGA